Molecule: messenger RNA, 2254 nt
Organism: Wyeomyia smithii (pitcher-plant mosquito)
Lineage: Eukaryota; Metazoa; Arthropoda; Insecta; Diptera; Culicidae
Gene: HnRNP-K
Product: heterogeneous nuclear ribonucleoprotein K homolog
Exons: 10
Coding region: 164-1444 (426 amino acids)
Biological process (GO): regulation of mRNA splicing, via spliceosome; regulation of transcription by RNA polymerase II
Cellular component (GO): cytoplasm; nucleus
Molecular function (GO): mRNA binding
Source: RefSeq, a predicted model, not a curated record
UCGAAAAAUGUCUGCGUCGGCAUGAUGCAAAGUGCGUAUUCAAGCAGUAAGGUUCAUUGUGUUUGCAAGCCACGCCAAGCCCGAAUCGAAAAAGUGAAAAUUCCAGUGAAGUGAAAACAGUGGAUGAUUUGAUUGGUUUUGCCGGGAAAUAAUUGAUUAAACUAUGAAGCGGGAUAUCGAUGACAGCCAAGACAACGACCAGCUCGAUGAUGAAAGUAAUGAUAAUUCUGAUAAAAAACCACAGAACAAACGUUCUCGCAACGAUGAGGAAGAGGUUCGCUUGCUAAUUCCCAGCAAGAUGGCUGGAGCUAUUAUUGGCAAAGGUGGACAUAACAUCCAAAGGCUGCGGACCGAGUACCAAGCCCAAGUGAAUGUAGGCGAUUGUACAGGCCCAGAACGUGUCAUCACCAUCGGCGGGGACAUGGAGACAGUCACCAAGGUGGUUAAGGAUGUCAUGAAACACUUGGACAAGGCUGGAGACAACGAAUACGAACUUAGAGUGUUAGUUCAUCAAAGCCUUGCUGGUUGCGUCAUUGGUCGCGGUGGUACUAAAAUCAAGGAACUCAAAGAUGACAUCGGCUGCCGCUUGAAGAUUUUUUCUAACAUCGCUCCACAAAGCACAGACCGUAUCGCUCAGGCUGUAGGCAGCGAAGAACAAUGCCUGCGAGCUUUGAAUGAAAUAAUCAAUUUAAUCAAGGGAACCCCGAUCAAAGGGCCAGUCCACAACUACGAUCCACAUAACUAUGACGAUAUGUAUGCUGAUGAAUACGGUGGCUAUGGAGUCGGAGGUGGUGGCGGAGGUGGAAGCGGUUUUCGUAAUGGUCGAGGAGGAGGAGGUGACGGAGGAUUCGAUCGGCGAGACCGUUUCGAUGAUCGACGUGGUGGUGGUGGCGGCGGCGGCGGUGGUGGGGGUCGUGGCUACGAUCGAGGAAACGAUCGUGGAGGGAAUCGCGGUGGUGGAGGUGGCAUGAGAGAUCGCGAGUUUAUCAAUCCAUGGGCGCAAAACGUAAAUGGUAAUCAAAUGGGCGGUGGCAAUUUUGGUGGAGGUAAUGGCUUAGGAAUGGGCAGUUUGGGCGGAAUGAAUCUUGGAGGAGGAGGCGGAAAUUUAGGAGGAUUGGGAAAUAUGAGCAGUUUAGCCAAUGGAAACAUGGGUGGGUUUGGUGGAAACAACGGCAACAUGGACAACAAAACCUCUACUCAAGUUACCAUUCCCAAAGAUUUGGCCGGUGCAAUUAUCGGCAAAGGCGGCGGUCGUAUUCGACGCAUUCGAAACGAGUCGAAUGCUUUUAUUCAGAUUGACGAGGCCUUGCCAGGCUCGACGGACCGUAUCAUCACCAUUACUGGAACACCGAAGGAGAUUCAAGCAGCCCAGUAUAUGUUACAGCAAAGUGUACGUGAAAAUCUGGCUGGUGGCGGAGGCGGAGGUGGAUUCAAUCGAAACUAAAUGCAUUUAAAUCAGCGCAUCUUGCACCAUACAAACAGAAGCUUCAGCUCUUCUAGAUGAAUAUGUUUGGCGCAUGCGAACAUUUAACCAACAAGAAGCCAACGGCUACAAAGCAUAAUGAGAAGAAAAAAAUGUAACUGUAACUGUAGAAUAACUCUAUUUUACGUCAAAUGUCAUUUAGUUUAUUUUGUCACAUUUCAAACCGUAGCAAUAGCAGUCAUAAAAUAACUUUUUUUCAACUAGGUAUUCCAAACUAACUGAGCAUUAUCGCGGAAACAAUUCUCAAACAUUUUAUCGUUCGGAUUACUUUUGUAUAUUUGGCAUUAUGGAAUCUAUUUUUUUUUAAUAUUUACAGUGCAUAUACUGAUGAGACUAUAGAAUGAAACAACUUUUAUAUGAAUAUUCAAUCUAUGUUCCAGAGAAAUCGUAGCUCUUAAUGGAUGCCUGUAAUAGACUCCAAAUGGCCAGUCACUCUUCAUAUGUAUAUUUUACAUACAUUUUUCGUAUUUCCCGGAAACAAAACGAAAAGUUAUGUCUUGUAGUGUUGUCCAAUUGUCCAGUACAAAACGUAACAAAACAUUAUUCUUCAACCUAUUGAAUAAAGUAUUUACCAAGAAACCAACCAGCACCAAAACGAAUGAAAUUUGAAAGCUAGUUCGAUAUUCGAAUGCGUUUUUCUUUUUCAUUUCUACAAUCAAUAGGCAAUGAACUAUCAAGUUUGAAAAAGUAGUUGCGGUAUUGAGAUGAGUACAGUCUCAAGUAUAUCUUUAAGUUAUGUUUUUUGAGUUCAAUAAAGUAUAAUAAGACAGA